Molecule: messenger RNA, 852 nt
Organism: Prunus armeniaca (apricot)
Lineage: Eukaryota; Viridiplantae; Streptophyta; Magnoliopsida; Rosales; Rosaceae
Source: the annotation of a GenBank genome assembly
AUGUCUUUACCCGACCCGGCACAGCGCCCUCUGCCCCUAGGCAUCCUGACCCGGUCGGUCUGGUCCGAUAACCUCGACUCCGAGUUCGAACUGAUCCGGUCCGUCAUCGACGAUUACCCGCUGAUUUCAAUGGACACCGAGUUUCCGGGCGUCGUUGUCCGACCCGACCCCAAUGACCCGACUCUCCGGCACCGGGAACCCGACGCGCACUACCUCAUGCUCAAGGCCAACGUCGAUCGUCUUAAUCUGAUUCAAGUCGGCCUCACGCUCUCGGACGACAAUGGCAAUUUGCCGAAUUUGGGCACCGAGAAUAUGUAUAUUUGGGAAUUCAAUUUCCGGGACUUCGACGUGGCGCGAGACCCCCACGCGCACGACUCGGUGGAGUUGCUUCGGCGGCAGGGGAUCGAUUUCGACCGGAACCGGGAUUUCGGGGUCGACUCAGUCCGUUUCGCCGAGCUGAUGAUGUCAUCGGGGCUAGUCUGCAACAGCGAAGUAAAUUGGGUCACGUUCCAUAGCGCUUACGAUUUUGGGUACCUAGUCAAGGUGUUGACUCAGCGAGUCUUGCCGGAAAAGCUGCCCGAGUUCUUAAAUUAUGUGAGGGUGUUUUUCGGGUCUGGAGUUUACGACGUGAAGCACCUGACGAAGUUCUGUGCCGGCCUAUAUGGUGGGUUGGACCGGAUCUGCCAGACCCUGAAGGUGAGUCGGGUUAUCGGGAAGACCCACCAGGCCGGAUCGGAUAGCUUGUUGACCUUGCACGCAUUCCAGAGGAUCAGAAAGGACUACUUUUCCAAGGAUGGCAAGGACUUCAUUGAGAAGUUCGCCGGCGUUUUGUAUGGUCUGGAGGUUUCUUGA